Messenger RNA from Magallana angulata, 1798 nucleotides. Its product is annotated as sphingosine-1-phosphate lyase-like. NCBI's taxonomy places the organism in Eukaryota, Metazoa, Mollusca, Bivalvia, Ostreida, Ostreidae. The coding region runs from base 64 to 1674 and encodes 536 amino acids. Gene Ontology annotation, biological process: carboxylic acid metabolic process. The transcript has 11 exons. The record is from RefSeq and is a predicted model, not a curated record. Gene Ontology annotation, molecular function: pyridoxal phosphate binding; carbon-carbon lyase activity.
UCUCCCUCUACCUGACCGUAUGACGGCUACCCUGCACAGGUGGGCGUCCUACUCUCUACCACCAUGCUGGACUGGGUCUGGAGCCUAGAACACAUUGUCUUCAGCCUCACCGCUCUCAUUCUCACGUUUGUUUACAUCAACAGGGGCUGGGAGGAGCUCCUCAGGAUCCUGGUUAUUGGACUCAAACAACUGCCGGGGGUGGAGGAGGUUCUCAGGUAUGUGCUCAGACAGCAGGUCAAGGACUUUGUUCAGAACUCGACGUUGAGGAAGAGUGAUGGAUCCGCGCCUAAAGUUCUCGUACCAAAGACAGGAAUCCCCACCGAUAAAUUGAGGGAGGAACUAAAGGAUCUUAAGGGGCGAGAGACUGACCCCGAGGAGGGGAAGAUCUUUGCCUAUGUCUACACACAAGAGGGGGACCACUUUGACAUCCAGACCGAGGCUUUUGCAAAAUUCCAAGAGAAGCUGGGGUACUCCGUGGACCAUGACUGUAUCGUGAAGGAGUUCCACCACGCCUUCCUUCACGAGAACGCCCUUAACCCCAUGGUCUUCCCCAGUCUCAGAAAGAUGGAAACAGAGAUUGUAAGCAUGACAGCCGGUAUGUUGCAUGGAAGUGAUGAAUGCGUCGGAUUUUUAACUUCCGGUGGGACUGAAAGCAAUCUGAUGGCCGUAAAGGCCUAUCUGAACCGCGCCAAGAAAAUGUACCCCACCAUCAAAAACCCAGAAAUCAUCGCACCUAUCACGAUACACCCGACCAUAGACAAGGCGGCAGACUACUUUGGUCUGACUGUAAUUCACACGCCAGUGGACGAGGGGUUCCGAGCGGACGUUGAGGCUAUAAAAAAGGCCAUCACCCCGAACACUAUCCUACUGUGCGCCUCUGCCCCUCAGUUCUGUCACGGCAUUAUCGAUCCUAUCGAGGAAAUUUCUCACCUCGCCCUGAAGGUCGGACUUCCCCUACACGUGGACGGGUGCUUCGGGGGAUACAUGUUGCCAUGGGUUGAGAAGCUGGGGUAUGAUAUUCCGUCUUUUGACUUCCGAAAUCCCGGUGUGACCUCAAUGUCAGCUGAUGUACAUAAAUAUGGAUACGGGGUCAAGGGCUCUAGUGUAAUUCUAUACAAGAACAACGACUACCGCCGUCACCAGGUGUACACUUACGCCAGGUGGCCCGGGGGCCUGUAUGGCUCACCUAGCAUGGCCGGAACGAGACCAGGUGGUAACAUCGCGGCCUCAUGGGUGGCUAUAAGAGCUCUGGGUGAGGACGGGUACAUGAAGCGGGCCAAGGAACUAAUGGACGCCACGGAUCGACUCAAGGAGGGUGUCCGUCAAAUCGAGGGGCUGAAGAUUCUGGGCACGCCUCACAUGACGUGCUUCGCCAUCGGUGCGGCGGAUCCAGAGGUUGACAUACAAGCUGUGGCGGACGUCAUGGACGGGAAAGGAUGGAAGAUGGAACGAAAUCAGACACCGAACUCUCUACACCUGUCCAUCCUACCGUCACAUAUACCCGUGGUAGAUGACCUCCUGACUGACCUCAAGGCCGCCACAGAGAGGGUCAAGGGGGACGUAACUCUCUCAAAGAAUGGGACAGCCGGAGUGUACGGAAUGAUUGCCACAAUUCCGGAUAAGUCCAUCGUCGACGAUUUCCUAGUAGAAUUUUUCUGCCAGGUGUACUCCUAGCUGAUUGGCCGGACCGGAAGAGAACAUUUUCUGUUCCGGAAGUGUGAUCUCUGAUGUUGACUAUUUUUACAGAAAUACUCCAAAUGAUAGUUUGUUAUGGAUUAUUAAAUUUUCAAAACAUAAA